AUGUCCGGCUUGAUCCACAAGAUCAAUGCCGUCGUCGCGAGCUCCCUCGUCGGCAGGUACUUUCGCCUUGAGGGCUCCGGUCAUCCCAAGGAGCGCAAAGGCAGUUACUUUACCACCGAGUUCCGCGCAGGCCUCGCGACCUUUUUCGCAAUGGCCUACAUCAUCUCUGUAAACUCAUCGAUCGUGUCAGACAGUGGUGGUACAUGCGUUUGUCCUGGACUCCCCGACGACCCCAUCUGUGAGACCAACGCCGAGUAUGCGCUGUGCGUCCAGGAAAUCAAACGCGAUCUCGUCACCGCCACAGCUGCCAUUUCCGCUUUGACAUCCUUCUGCAUGGGUCUGUUCGCCAACAUGCCAAUUGCACUCGCCCCUGGAAUGGGAUUGAACGCCUACUUUGCCUACACUGUUGUCGGAUUCCAUGGUACAGGCAUGGUUCCGUACGAGGUUGCACUCACUGCCGUCUUUGUCGAAGGUUUCGUCUUUGUAGGCCUUACCAUUCUCGGUAUCCGUCAGUGGCUCGCAAGGGCUAUCCCCGCAAGUAUCAAGCUCGCUACUGGUGUCGGUAUCGGACUCUAUCUCACCAUCAUCGGUCUCGCCUACUCUGCUGGUAUCGGUCUCAUCACUGGCGCUCAAUCCACUCCUCUUGAGUUGGGUGGUUGUGUUCCCUCGGCCCAAGUUGAUGGCGUUUGCCCAGGUGGUGCUAAGAUGAGGAACCCAACCAUGUGGAUCGGAAUCUUUUGCGGCGGUAUCCUGACCGUCAUGCUGAUGCUCUACCGUGUCAAAGGCGCCAUUAUCAUUGGCAUCAUGCUUGUGUCUAUCAUCUCCUGGCCCCGUACCACUAGCGUCACCUACUUCCCGCACACCCAGACUGGUGACUCCGCUUUCAAUUUCUUCAAGCAGGUUGUUACGUUCCACCCGAUUAGCAAGAUUCUGGCUGUGCAAGAAUGGGAUGUUUCGGCGCACGCUGGUCAAUGGGGUCUUGCUUUCAUCACCUUCCUCUAUGUCGACAUUCUUGACUGCACCGGUACCCUCUACUCCAUGGCCCGUUUCUGCGGUGCUAUUGAUGAGCGCACUCAGGAUUUCGAGAACUCUUCCAUUGCCUACUCUGUAGAUGCGAUCGGCAUUUCUAUUGGCUCGCUUAUGGGCUGCCCUCCCGUCACUGCGUACAUUGAGUCUGGUGCUGGUAUUUCCGAGGGAGGCAAGACUGGUCUUACUGCCAUGUUCACCGGGCUCUGCUUCUUCAUCUCCAUCUUCUUCGCUCCGAUUUUCGCCUCUAUCCCGCCAUGGGCCACUGGCUGUACGUUGGUCAUUGUCGGUUCCCUCAUGGCUACCUCGGCCAAGGACAUCAACUGGCGCUACCUGGGCGACUCCAUCCCGGCUUUCCUCACCAUUGCGGUUAUGCCUUUCACAUACUCGAUUGCCUAUGGUCUGAUUGCCGGUAUCUGCUCCUACAUUCUCAUCAACGCUAUGGUCUGGCUGCUCGAGCUUGCGUCUGGCGGCCGUAUCGUUCCACCCAACAAGGACGAGAAGGAGCACUGGACAUACCGUCUUGAGGGCGGCUUCUUCCCACCCUGGGUGCAGAGGCUUAAGAGUGGAAAGAUGGACUUCUGGAAGUCUAGCCCUCAGACUGAGGGCGUUGCGGAGACCCGCAGCGGUGGCAGCUCUACUCACGGCGAUAAAGAGUUCGUCAGUGAUAAGCAGGCUUAG
Messenger RNA from Bipolaris zeicola 26-R-13, 1707 nucleotides. RefSeq lists its product as uncharacterized. The transcript has 6 exons. Gene Ontology annotation, biological process: transmembrane transport. Gene Ontology annotation, molecular function: purine nucleobase transmembrane transporter activity. Lineage: Eukaryota; Fungi; Ascomycota; Dothideomycetes; Pleosporales; Pleosporaceae. The record is from RefSeq and is a predicted model, not a curated record. The coding region runs from base 1 to 1707 and encodes 568 amino acids. Gene Ontology annotation, cellular component: plasma membrane.